Messenger RNA from Acanthochromis polyacanthus (spiny chromis), 1818 nucleotides. It is a transcript of the gene uba5, whose product is annotated as ubiquitin-like modifier activating enzyme 5. The record is from RefSeq and is a predicted model, not a curated record. Gene Ontology annotation, molecular function: UFM1 activating enzyme activity. The transcript has 12 exons. The coding region runs from base 151 to 1362 and encodes 403 amino acids. NCBI's taxonomy places the organism in Eukaryota, Metazoa, Chordata, Actinopteri, Pomacentridae. Gene Ontology annotation, biological process: protein ufmylation. Gene Ontology annotation, cellular component: cytosol; cytoplasm.
UUGUUUACUGGAGCACACAUCCUGACAGCUGAUUUGAGGAGAGAAGACGUGUACUUUUCUGCAGGUCCGCAUUUCGAGUGUUCAUGCGCCUUUUUUUCCGUUCACAACCUCAUAUUUUAUUGACGUUGUUGAGUUUUCUUGGUUUUCCUGAUGGCGACCGUGGAGGAGCUGAAGCUGAGGGUCAGAGAGCUGGAGAACGAGCUGAUAAAGUGCAAGCAGAAGCAGUGUGCGAUGGAAGAGGCUCACAGUCAGGCAGCAAACAGACCCAGAAUAGACAAAAUGAGCGCCGAAGUUGUGGAUUCCAACCCGUACAGUCGUCUCAUGGCUUUAAAGAGGAUGGGAAUCGUGGAUGAUUAUGAGAAAAUCCGGACGUUCACAGUAGCUGUAGUUGGUGUUGGGGGCGUUGGCAGUGUGACCGCCGAAAUGCUCACUAGAUGUGGCAUUGGUAAGCUGCUCCUCUUUGACUACGAUAAAGUGGAGCUGGCCAAUAUGAACCGUCUGUUCUUCCAGCCUCACCAGGCAGGCCUCAGUAAAGUGGAAGCAGCAGAACACACGCUCAGAAACAUCAAUCCAGACGUGUCCUUUGAAACCCAUAACUACAACAUCACCACUAUGGAAAAUUUUACGCAUUUCAUGGAUCGCAUCAGUCAAGGAGGGCUGGAAGAGGGGAAGCCAGUGGAUUUGGUCCUGAGCUGUGUGGACAACUUUGAAGCCAGAAUGGCCAUUAAUACAGCCUGUAAUGAACUAGGUCAGAUCUGGAUGGAGUCUGGAGUCAGUGAGAACGCUGUAUCGGGUCACAUCCAGCUCAUCAUUCCCGGAGAGACGGCUUGUUUUGCUUGUGCUCCUCCACUGGUUGUGGCCGCUAACAUCGAUGAGAAGACCCUAAAGCGGGAGGGUGUCUGUGCUGCCAGCUUACCAACAACAAUGGGGGUGGUGGCAGGUUUACUGGUGCAAAAUGUCCUCAAAUACCUGCUGAAGUUUGGUACCGUCAGUUAUUAUCUCGGCUACAACGCCAUGCAGGACUUCUUCCCUUCCAUGGCCAUGAAAGCCAACCCCCAGUGUAACGACCGCCACUGCAGGAGACAACAGGAGGAGUACAAGAAGAAAGAAGCUGAGCGACCAAAGGUGGAAGUCGUAGAGGAAGAGGAGGAGGUCGUACAUGAGGACAAUGAAUGGGGCAUUGAACUGGUAUCUGAGGUGACUGAUGCAGAGUUACAGGCCGCAUCCGGUGCAGUUCCUGACCUCCCAGAAGGCAUCACUGUGGCUUAUACCAUUCCAGCUGAGGAACCAGCAAGUGGAGAUACAGUGGAGGACACCGAACAGAGCCUAGAGGACUUAAUGGCUCAGAUGCGAAAGUUGUAGGAGACAAUCUGCAUUUCUGCUAUUCAGUUUCAACAUAUAUUUUCUUGACCCAUACUUUAAGUUAUAACAUCCUCAUAAAAAGGCCACUUAAUGAAACAUCACAGAAUGACUAAUUCUAACAGCUGAAGAAAAGGAAUGCAUGAAAAGUGCUGCUAAUAGCAUGUAACACACAAAAAUAGUCAAAAAGUCAAAUGUGUAAUUUGCUGACUGACAUACUGGGAAAGUGUGUAGCACUUGGAAUAGAAGGAGUUUCUAAUGAAAUGUCGAGAAACCUAGAUAAAUAUCACGGUUACUGUCUUAAUUACUGUGCUUUCUAAGGUUCUGAUUCGUGAAUGAGAGUCCCAACUUUUCAAUUAUGUGCUUUGUCAUUCACUCGGCUUUAAGAAAAUAUCGGCUGCAACAUUACAGAACAAUGUUUAAGUUGUCUCAAUAAAGUAUUUAUUAGAUGGCAUACAA